Molecule: messenger RNA, 1134 nt
Organism: Colletotrichum costaricense
Lineage: Eukaryota; Fungi; Ascomycota; Sordariomycetes; Glomerellales; Glomerellaceae
Exons: 3
Coding region: 1-1134 (377 amino acids)
Source: RefSeq, a predicted model, not a curated record
AUGGCUAUCAAAUCUAAAAUGCAUUUUUUCUCCGUAAGGCCAACGUCCAGGAGGGACUUGUGCAUGAUUGGAGGAGUCUUCAUUACACUUGCAUUCUUUUUGCGCAACCCGUUCCUCAGCCAGAUACGGCAGAGAAGCGGCGCAGCAACGUCAAGCAUACUGAGUGAAAUUCAAAAUAGGACAUUAGGCGCUGCACUCAGUGACAUUGAGAUCGACUUCGUCGACGGUGUUCCGGGCAAGGAGGUCUCCGACAAGGCGAUACCAAAAACAUCUGAGCACGAUCGCUUGGGUGACGGCGCCAUAGGUUGCUGGCGAGGUCACAUGAAUGCUCUUGAAGAGAUCGUUCGUCACAACUUGACUUCAGCCUUGAUACUUGAAGAUGAUGUCGACUGGGACAUCAGAAUUCGGCAACAGUUACACGACUUCGCCAGAUCGACCCAAGCGCUUACUCAGCCUUUACUUGAAGCGCCUUCAUCCUACGCCGAUAGUUCGUAUUCAAAGCUGUCUCGCGCAGCACCUGAGGUCGCACCCGAUAUUUCAUUUAACCAUCUGCCAGCUUCAGUCGCACCAAAGAUUUCGCCCUAUGGCGACGACUGGGACCUCCUCUGGAUUGGACACUGCGGCAUGCAUUUCCCCUUCCAAGACAGCCAGACUGUGCCCCAAACUCGCAUCAUUCGCUCUAAUGAUGUGACCGUUGCUCCACGGAAGAAUCUGUGGACGCUCAACAUCCCGUUCACCCUGAAGGAGAAGUACCCGGAUCAUACGCGAGCAUAUCACCAUGCUCAGGAGGGGGUGUGCACCCUCGGUUAUGCAGUCAGUCAGAAGGGAGCACGGAAACUUCUGCAUGAGGUGGCAUUGAAGGAUGUGAGCGAUGCCGUCGAUAUCCUACUCAGAUUCUUCUGUGAGGGCGCUAAAGGCAGGAGACCGCAUAACUGCUUGACAACGCAGCCGGCUCUUUUCCAUCAUCACCGCACAGCCGGACCUUUGAGCUCAAUGAGCGACAUCGGGGACCACGGAGGCGGCUUUAGGGAAGCAAGCAUGACUGAUAUGGUGAGAUGGAGCGUGCGUUUGAACGCAGAUGCGCUGCUUGAAGGAAGAACAGAUUUUGUUGACCAAUAUCCUGACGAUAAAUGA